Molecule: messenger RNA, 3009 nt
Organism: Nerophis ophidion (straightnose pipefish)
Lineage: Eukaryota; Metazoa; Chordata; Actinopteri; Syngnathiformes; Syngnathidae
Gene: hhla2a.1
Product: HERV-H LTR-associating 2a, tandem duplicate 1
Exons: 6
Coding region: 1-1377 (458 amino acids)
Biological process (GO): cellular response to lipopolysaccharide; T cell costimulation; negative regulation of T cell proliferation
Cellular component (GO): external side of plasma membrane
Source: RefSeq, a predicted model, not a curated record
AUGCCGACAAUGGAGAAAGAGACCAACAUCUCCUGCAUCAUCCAUGACGACUGCAUCCUACCCUGCAGCUUCAACCCCCCCGGCACAGUGGUGAUCCACUGGUACAAGCAGCAAAUACCCGUACACAGCUACUAUUACAACAAGGAUCAGUUUGGGCUCCAGAACAAACACUUCAGCGGGAGGACUUGUCUAUUUCACUCCCAUAUCCCUCAAGGGAACGCAUCUCUCCUGCUCAGGAGGGUCAAAGUUCAGGACAAAGGGAGGUACAAGUGCUACACCAGCACACGCAAGGGGAACCAGGAAAUAUUUGUCAACCUGGAAGUGAAGGCUCUGAUCCACACUGUCAUCAUGGAGUUAAGUGAUGAGAUGGUCACAUGCUCCUCCAACAACAUCUACCCCGCGCCCCUUGUGACAUGGGCCACAGUCCCCCCCUCUACACAGGAAACUUUUGAGAACGUCACUACAAAAACCACAGACCACAAGGGACUUUUCAACGUACAAAGUUCAGUGAAGAUUCAGGGGAACGUCUCUGAGUAUACGUACUUGUGUUCAUUUGUGUCAGCGGAUAAGACCCAGGUGUGGACCGCCUCUCGGAAAAAUCAAGUGAUGACAAAAGAAGAGGGGGGCACACUGUGCAUCCCCUGCAUUCUCCCACACGGUCUUCCCAAUUUCACCCUCACCUGGACCUUCACUUCCUCCAGUGAGCCCACAGUAAUUGUUCGAUACGACAGCAGACACGGCGGACACACCUUCAACCUAUGGGAGGGUUUAGCCGAACUGGACGAGGAGCGCCUCCAGCUGGGUAAUGGAUCCCUUCUACUUCACAAGCCAGACAGUGAAGCGCACUCUGGGACGUACGCGUGCAUCUUCACAGGCCACCAGAGCCGACUCAUUGUUCAGACCAAUGUCAACAUCACCGUGGCAUCAAUGGGUUUGACUGAGCGGAGUAUGCAGAGGUCACGAUGGAGCGCUGCAGCAUCUGCAGCUUUUGUCUUGUUCACCAUCAUUUUGGCUAUUCCACAGUGUCUAAGGCAUAGAGGAGUACAGUCGACGACACACAGACACAAUGGAGCAGGUCUUAUUGAGGCUGGCCUGCACAAAGACCCAAACCACACAGCUACAUACAUCAUCAGGCAACAUGCUGUUGACUGCAGAGGAUUACACCAACAAACCCGACCGCGGGAAGAACUGCCUGGCAGAAAUGUAACAGAAAAUUACCAUUCUGAGGAUUCAACACCAGAAGGAAAAGAAGGAGGAAAAACUGAGGAAAGAAAAAAUGCUUGUCAGCAGUCCAGCAGUGUAGAGCUGGUGAAGUUUGUCAAUACUGAGCCUGUCAACUUUGCAGCAGAAGAAAAUAACACAUCAGACUCUAAAUAAACGGUCAAUCCAAUCAUUUUCACAAGUCUUCUCAGAAAUACAUCCCAUGUUUUCCUUCAUUCUCCUCCACAUUCAUUUUUUCCUUGGCGCCUGCUCAGAAUUGGAAUCGUACGGCAGGCAUUUGGUUAGACUUAACCAACGCAUAAUCACUCGCCGCUUGGUAGCCAAUCAAUCCCCCUCCCCCUGUCUGGAGGUGUAACAUUCCGGUGCUUUGUGGCAAACACAUUUGUGUAUAAUGCAGGCAGAAAAGUGACGAGUGAAAAGUGUUUAAAGCCCUAAAAUGUAGGGGGAAAAUAUGUCUUUGUGUGCGUGUUCUUCUCAUUUGGUCAGGAAUUCCAGUCCAAAAGCAACUGAAUAAGGGCAGAAAGUCUCUUCUCCACUAACAGCUACAAAACAUAUGUGAUAUGCAGUUUUACAAAAAGUCCAUAUUAGGAUCUUUUUCAGGAAAAAAGGCAUACAAUUCCAGUUUUGAGGGGUGGUAACUUAGGGUUUGUGGCUUGAGGUACUGUAUUAUAAAUAAAUAGUAUUAGUGGUGCUAAUGUACAUGUAUCUCAGCUAUCCUCAAAGUUGUAUUAUCAUUAGACAAACGAUCAAUGACUUGAUAAGUCCCAGCUAUGCCUCUGCAAUUGUUUUUGUUUUUCAACCAAUCUUGUGCAAAUUUUGCUGACAUGUGCUUGCUUGUCAGUACCCUAAAGGUAUGUACCAAAUUUUGUGGUGAUUCAGCUAAACCCCCUGAAGUUAUGGUGGGUGUUUUGUUGAGUGCAUUUAUGUGUGAAAUUUAAACUUUUUCAAAGUAUGGGCUGGAACUUUGAGGUUGAAAAACAGUGCCAACAUGUUGUAUUUUUGUCAGCUUAUAGCACAGGCAACACAGUAAAUGUGCAUAUUUUGACACAUUUUCACCUGUUUCGCCACGUUUUUACCUAAUUGUACAAAGCUAACCAAAUACAUUUAUCAUAUAAAGUAAUAAUAAUGAAUUCAUAUUUAUGCACUGUAUUUUUAAACCAUACAGCUAAUUGACAUUGUACAUACUAGGUUCCUAUCACCAAAAUGUAUACUAAUAACCCCCCCCCACCACCACCAAAAGGUGUCCAAUGCAGCCCAGAAAGACGUGAAUGUGUGUGUAUGUGACUUUAUGUCAAAGCUCCAAGGUCUGAGUCUGGAAGUAAUCAUCUUGUCCAGGCUCCACACAGCCCCCUGCCCAUGAUGUCACUGAAGUUUCGGUUCCUGGAGAAUUGGGGGAUUUUUCUUAUGUAAGUUUUUCUUUCAGCUGCCUCUCCUGUAUCUUUGUUUUUUUUUAGUUCUUUUUUUUUUUUACAUGUAUCUAUGUCAUGAGUCCUAACAAUAUUCGCCACAAAGUGUUCAUGACAAACUAAUUGCUUUACACCACAAGCACAGUUUAAUAAGUUUAUGUUAAGUGGUUUUAUUCUCCAUCUGUAUGAUCAAAUAUCACGAGGAGGGGUGGAGUUCUCUCUCUUUAUAAGGCAGCCAAAGCGGCCACCCACGUCUCCACAUACCAUAGAAAAACAACCAUCCAAGACUCAACAUAUUUACUACCUAAAUGCAUACUUUGGAUUGGUUUUGUUUUAUGUACAUGUUUUACAUUUUUUGCUGUGACUGCAUUUCUGGGAUGGG